AUGAUAUCUUCGCUUAGUGUGCUGUUUUUGGUUGCCGCCAUCUGCGCCUUGACGACUACGCCGUUGAUUUUCCUGUGCUGCAAGAAGAAGGGAAAGAAGGAUAAUAAGAAGCCAGCAGCAAAACAGCCUGAGAAGAGCGGUGCAGGACCGGAAUCAAAAUCGAAGGAAGUAGGAGCAAAGGAUGCAGCUGGAAAGGAUGCAGCGGGAAAGGACGGAGCGGCGAAGGACGGCGGAGCAAAACCACCAGCUGCAGAACAAGUACAGAAGAAACCAGAAGAUAAAAAGAAGGCCGCAGCAGGCAAGGGAGAUGCCAAAAAUGUCAAACUUCCUGUUACAUACCACGUUGUGAAGGGAAAACCGACAAGUUCGGAGUUAGCCAAAAAGACGACAGCAACCGCUCAAAUAGCUAUGCCGCCGACAACGACUCUUCCGGUAGUUGGACCUGGUGCUGCAUCCAAAGACAGCAAACAAUCUUCUGGAGUUGCAACUGCACAAAAGGCUGGCGAUGCUAAAAGUGCCACCGGUGGGUCGAAAGCUACAGAUGUGAAAUCGGGAACAAAUGAUGGCAAGUUUUCAUUUAAAAUUUUUUUCAAUGUAAAUCUUUAGAUGCUCAGCCAAGUAAGAGUAAUACAGCAUUCGACGAAGCAAAUAAAUCGGCACAAAAGCUUUCUCAGAAUCCCAUCGAUGGUGUUGAAGUUCCGCCAACGGGAGUGACGGAGACAUCAAGGAGGGAUGAAGGCAAGUUUAGAAGGACUUUACUAAAUAAAAAAUCUUUUUUCUAGGACCGCCAGAGGGUGGUGGUGAUCAACAGCUAUACGAGACAGUGCCUGGUGGAGAAGCUCCGAAGGAGGAAAAGCCGGUCCCUGCAGACG
Molecule: messenger RNA, 872 nt
Organism: Meloidogyne enterolobii
Lineage: Eukaryota; Metazoa; Nematoda; Chromadorea; Rhabditida; Meloidogynidae
Source: the annotation of a GenBank genome assembly